AUGCACAGCUACGCUUCGCUGCUGUGUCUGUUUGUCGGGUAUGUGCCCUGGUCGCCAUGGGGUUUCAUCCACGGCGCGGUAGCGUUCCAAGCCGACCCGAUUGGCAUGCGGUAUGAGGCGGCGGAGGCAGGGGAGGCGCUGUGGAUGGCUAAGCGGCAGGAUCUGCAGGUUACGCGGACUGGUGACGCUGAGCGGCCGUAUGGAGUUGAUGGGAAUACCUUUGAUUGCCAGAAGCAGUUAUCGAGCUGCAUGUCUGUAUCCUCGGUGCAGGCGACGGCGGCAGAUCCGGGCAGCGAUAAGCCCGCAAGUGGUACAGAGUCGGGACCUGCGUCUCAAACGACGAUUCCGUAUGAUGAUGAGUUCGAUCUUGUGUGUGAUUUGUGA
Aspergillus clavatus NRRL 1 is the source of this 384-nucleotide messenger RNA. RefSeq lists its product as uncharacterized. NCBI's taxonomy places the organism in Eukaryota, Fungi, Ascomycota, Eurotiomycetes, Eurotiales, Aspergillaceae. Bases 1 to 384 code for a protein of 127 amino acids. The record is from RefSeq and is a predicted model, not a curated record. The transcript is spliced from 4 exons.